Messenger RNA from Fusarium vanettenii 77-13-4, 753 nucleotides. RefSeq lists its product as uncharacterized. The record is from RefSeq and is a predicted model, not a curated record. Lineage: Eukaryota; Fungi; Ascomycota; Sordariomycetes; Hypocreales; Nectriaceae. The transcript is spliced from 2 exons. The coding region runs from base 1 to 753 and encodes 250 amino acids.
AUGGUACAGCAAGGCGAGAACGUGAGCGAGGUCUACUAUGAGCUGAGCUGGUCCAUCCUCAGCACGAUCGGCAUUGCCAACGUCCUCUUUGGACUGAUGGUCGCCGGCAUAACGAGUUUCUCCCCCGUUUCAAUCGUUCCUAUCGUUACUUCGGCCGCGGGUGCCAUCGCCAACGGUCUCUGCUACUAUGCCUACUACGAUCUUUCGAAUCCUAUCAAGGGACAGGCAAUAGCCUCUGCGAUUGCGGAUGUGCUAUGGAUGGUCCAAGAAGCCGGACUCUCAUUCUACAGUUACAUCAUCCUGAGCCGAGUCCUUCGAAAUCGACAAUGGGUGAUCUUUGCGUGCCUAUUCUGGAUCAUGAUUGUUGCCAUCAUGGCCAUCCGCGUGGUCAUCGCUGCAGUCAGGGCACGGCGCAUCUUGAACGAGUCGACAGGAGAGCAAACCAUCAUCAACAACCUUCACAUGGGAUACUUUGUCCUGAUCGCCCUCCUCGAAUGUGUCAGCGCCUUCUUCCUCCUUCGAGUUUUCGGAUCGGCCAAGUCGACAUCACUGAAGGCGGCUAUUAAGGCUGGUCUGUUUCGGUAUUUGAUGAGAAGCACCGAGGUUCGGCUUGCGCUGCUGGCAGUGCUGGGUAUUAUGAGGGCCAUCACCUACUCUUUCCAAACGGCUUCUCAGAGUGCGACAGAUGUCGCGUCGCAGCUCGAUCGAUUCGCAUACGCCAUGGAAUGCAUGUUCCCAGUGAUGAUGCUGUAA